GCUUCUUCUAAACGACAGUCCAACUCCCCACCUCCUCCUGCUCACAGUGUAUAAUUUCGCUGAGAGAGUCAAGAUUUUUUUUUUUUAAUGCUGUCUUUCUGAUUAAUUCCCCUGGUCAAUACAAGAUUGGCUUUCUCUGGCUGCGUGAGACACACAGUGAGUUGUGCUGAGACAUCCCCAUUCCCUGCGCUGCUGAGGGAAAGGAGACAUACUCUACUUUAACUCUACAACAGAACAAGCCACCUCUUCCCUGCCACAAUGAUUGCCAGCACACAGCAGAACCUGGGGACAGACCUGGACAUGAGUCGCUCGGGGGCUCCACCACGUAACUGGCGUGGAAUUGGUCUGGCAAUGUUGGUGAUUGCAGUAGUUAUGUCCCUUGUGCUACUUUCCAUUUUCUUGCUGUCCCCAGAUAACCCAAAGCUGCCUGAGAAGUCUCCUCUGAUGCUCUCUGAUCUGGAAUAUUUUGAAGACCAAGCUGUUUUACGCCAGCUUUCAUGGGCAAGUGAUUCUGAAAUUAUUCUGGAGACCAGAGAUGGAAAUUUAAUUCAACAGAAUUUGGAAACAAAAAAGUCAAAUGUAUUACUUAAUAAUGUCACUUUUUUGGCUCUUCAGACAUCCCAUGCCAGACUGUCUGCAGAUCUUCAGAACUUGCUCCUGGCAUCCAAAAGCCAAAAGGUUGCUGGGGUGUCCCUCAUCGCUUCCUACAGCUUAUACAACAUAAGGAGCAGGCAUUUCUGGAAUAUCAGUCCACCUGGUAAAAAUGAGACCAUGCUGCAGUAUGCUGGCUGGGGACCUAAAGGGAGUCAGCUGGUGUUUGUCUUCAAUAAUGAUAUAUACUAUCAAGAGUCGGCUUUAGGUCCAAUGCUACGACUUACUUCAUUGGGGGAUUCAGAGAGUGUGCUGAAUGGUAUCGGUGACUGGACUUAUCAAGAGGAAGUUCUGCAUAGUUAUUCCACUCAUUGGUGGUCUCCUGAUGGGGCUAGGUUAGCCUAUCUUUCUAUCAACACUAGCCGCGUCCCUAACAUGGAGUUGCCACACUUUGUGGGCGCAGACUACCCAGCCAGUACACGUUAUGCCUACCCAAAGGCCGGACAGCCCAUUCCUGUAGUGAAAGUAUACAUUGUCAAUCUUUAUGGUCCAUCACACACUGUGGAGAUCCUUCGCCCCGACUCUUUUGAUUACAGGGAAUAUUACAUCACUCUGGUCAGCUGGGUGACAAACAUUCAGCUGGCUGUGCAAUGGCUCAAUCGUUCUCAGAACCUAUCAGUCCUCACCAUUUGUGAUGCGAUCACUGGGAUCUGUGUAGAGAAGCACAGAGCCUCAGCGGAUAUGUGGAUCAGUACCCAGGCCGUUCCUGUGUUCUCCACUGAUAACAUCUUUCUCUUGGUGCCAGCAAAGCCAGAUGGACAAGGGGAAUAUAUGCAUGUCGCUAUGUUAUCCACAGAGCUUGGUAGUAAGGACAGUUCUUUGCGUAUGCUGACAUCUGGUGACUGGGAUGUUACAAGGAUUGUGGCGUACAAUGAAGACAAUAAAACAGUUUAUUUCCUGAGCACUGAAGACAUGCCCAGGAGAAGACACUUGUAUAGUGUGGAGACUUCAGGAAUACUGAAUAGAACUUGUGUGACCUGUGACCUCAUUCCAGACUGCCAUUUUGUGGAUGUGGAAUUCAGCCCUAGAGGUGGCUACUUCAUCUUGUUCUGCAAAGGUCCAGGAAUUCCUCAGAUUUCUGUACAUUCAACCAACAAUCCUAAGGACUUCUUAUUGAUUGAGGACAACCAAGUCUUGAAAACGUAUCUCGGCACAAAAGACAUGCCAGAGACAAUGUACAGGACUGUUCAAAUUGAUGACUAUGACCUGUCCAUCCGUAUGACUCUUCCAUCAGGCUACCAGGAUGCUGAAUACCCUUUGGUUCUCUGGCUGCCGGAAGCCCCAGGCUCUCAGCAGGUCACAGAGAUAUUCUCUCUUGGGUGGGAAUCAGUGCUUGUAAGUUCUUUCCAGGUAAUUGUAGCGAAGAUUGAUGGUCGGGGGUCAAAGAAUCAAGGUCUGAAUAUGCUCCAUGGAACUGACCGAAAACUGGGUUCAGCUGAGAUUAAAGAUCACCUACCUCUGGUGCAACAUUUGAAACAUUUGCCAUUUGUGGACAAAAAACGCAUAGGAGUAUAUGGGAAGGCUUAUGGUGGCUUUCUGGCUCUGAAACUGUUGUCCUCUUCUGAAGAUCUAUUUGUAUGCGGUGCAGUUAUUGCUCCCAUCACCUCUUUCCAGCUACACUCUGCAGUACUUGCUGAGCGGUACCUGGGGAUGCCAUCACAAGAAGGAUCAUCUUACAUGAUGGCCUCUGUGUUAAAUGAUGUCCAGAGGUUACAGAGUCAGCAAUUUCUACUUGUUCAUGGGACUGCAGAUGCCAACGUGCAUUUCCAGCAUACCGCUGAACUACUAAAUCGCCUCAUCCAGGCUGGAGCCAAUGUCACCUCAAGGAUUUAUCCUGAUGAGGACCAUUUCUUCCUGUCAAAGGGUAGCCAACAGCACCUCCAUCAGUCUGUGAUUUCCUAUCUUCAGAGCUGUCUUCAGAAUGGUGGCACCAGGCAGAGAGACCUGUGACGGAGGUUCCUUGGCAACCUCAAUGAGAGCACAAAACGUGACGGUUUUGCCAUAGACAUACCUAUUCAUGGAUGUAUUUGGCUAUUCACACACAAGGCUUCCAUCAAAUCUACAAUUAUUGGGUGCUAUUACAAGCCAGUCAUAUGUUUCACAAUGACAAGUUCUGUCUGGGCAUGGUAUGCAUUCUAACAGUUGAAGUUCGAAGGCUUUGGCAGUCCAGAAAUUAAAAGAAGAAGAUACUGUACUAAUAAAUCUGCGCAAAUAUACCUCUGACUGCUACAGUAACAUAAAUAAGAUGCUAGAUAUAAGCACCUUUAUGUAACAUACAAGGAAAAUCUCCAUGCUUCUUGACACAUUUGGAUUGAAAAGCACUUUUAUUGUCUUUAAUUCAGACUGUAUUUUUUAGAUUGUUGAUUAGCUACACUGCCACCCAUUAUCUCCUCCAGUUCAUACUCUUAUCGCCGUGCAAACCUUGUACUACCAAUCAUUGGAACCAAUAUCCACCACUAGAGGGCAAUAGAACACUACAUUGAAUGACAUGGCAGAAGUUGAAGCUUAUUCUUUAUCUUUAUAACUUUGUUAAGUAGUGUUAAAAUGCACUUUGUACAAUAUACCAGACAUUCUGGCCAUUUCUGAUAAGUUUUCAUACCUGCAGGUGUUUUAAAUACGCCUGGUAGCAAGGCUGUAUUUAGACACCUUGUUGACCUAGACACAUAUGAAUAACUGAUGACACCAUUAUAUACAGGUCUUCCCCUUUUGUGUCAUGUGAUCUCUUUGUAAAAAAUAAAUAAAAA
Messenger RNA from Rana temporaria (common frog), 3395 nucleotides. RefSeq names its product inactive dipeptidyl peptidase 10-like. The record is from RefSeq and is a predicted model, not a curated record. The coding region runs from base 259 to 2601 and encodes 780 amino acids. The transcript is spliced from 26 exons. Gene Ontology annotation, biological process: proteolysis. Lineage: Eukaryota; Metazoa; Chordata; Amphibia; Anura; Ranidae. Gene Ontology annotation, molecular function: dipeptidyl-peptidase activity; serine-type peptidase activity.